AUGCCAAUAACGAUCGCUUCCUACGGUCCGGAUGUCGCCCGAGCCAAGAAAUACGUCUACUUGUCCGGGGCCGCGUACUGUUUCGACAUUCCCGCCUGGACGUGUCCGUACUGUAAGAAAGCGCAAAGUUUUGGCGAGUUCCACUCGCAAAUUGUCAACAAGGAGGCCAACACGCUGGCUUUUAUCGCGGUUAACAAGGAACUCAAGGAGAUCGUGGUUUCGUAUCGUGGGACGCUAAAUACGGCGAAUCUGGUGGCUGAUAUCCACCCGUCCACCUUGAGCCUGGAUACGGGUUCCAGUCCGCUCGAGCGGGGUAAGAGCAAAGGCCCCGAAACAUGGAUCCACACGGGCAUGAUUAACGCGACUAACUCACUCUAUCCGGAAGUAGUGGACAAAUUGGGCAAGCUGCUGAAAGAGAAUGGCGAUUUUGAUGUGGUGGUGAUAGGCCACAGUCUCGGCGCAGCUUCAGCGAUUUUAACCCUUUUCCUGCUAAAAGAAGAAAUCCGACUCCCCGCAGAUUUUCCGACACCGAAAUCCUACGCCUAUUUCGGCUACGGCACUCCCCGGUUGGGAAACCAGGCUUACGCGGACUACUGGAACGGUCAACCAAUGCAAAUUACCCGGGUCGUAAAUAAGGCGGAUUUUUGCGUAUACGCCAAAUGCUUUGGGUGGGGCCUCACCCUCCCGAAGGAGCAUCACGGUUUCGAAGCUACUCAGAAUCUGGAUAAUGGGCACGAUCAGAAUUACACCGGGCAGCAGGCGCCACCUGGCAAUGCUGCUAACAACUUUCUCCAAGACUUGUAA
Messenger RNA from Folsomia candida, 804 nucleotides. Its product is annotated as feruloyl esterase A. The transcript has 3 exons. Bases 1 to 804 code for a protein of 267 amino acids. The record is from RefSeq and is a predicted model, not a curated record. Gene Ontology annotation, biological process: lipid metabolic process. Lineage: Eukaryota; Metazoa; Arthropoda; Collembola; Entomobryomorpha; Isotomidae.